Raphanus sativus (radish) is the source of this 1775-nucleotide messenger RNA. RefSeq names its product F-box protein DOR-like. The coding region runs from base 383 to 1618 and encodes 411 amino acids. Gene Ontology annotation, molecular function: protein binding. Lineage: Eukaryota; Viridiplantae; Streptophyta; Magnoliopsida; Brassicales; Brassicaceae. The transcript has a single exon. The record is from RefSeq and is a predicted model, not a curated record.
AGAAGAGUUUUCCUAGCAACACAAGCAACAAAAUAAGAACUUAAAUUUUUCAUCCGUUUACUUGUUGGAAAUGACACAAAGAAAACACAGGAAAAUUUCAAGGUUUUAUAGGGUUCCAGAAGCGAUCUUGCUUUACAAACAAAAGUUACAAAUGAAAUCACAAAACAAAUUAAAGUUAUACACGCAAUCAAUCAAUUUUUGUUCUUUUAAGGAAUCUUGGAUUUACGGACCAUAAUGGGCUACAUGGGCUUUCUCUUAACUAAGAAUGCACAAAUGUUAAAUGCACAGUGAUCUAGCUUUUCAAUCUCUCUCAAACCUUAGAUACGUUAUUUACUUUGUUCCUAAGGAAACGAAUCCAGAGUGAUCUAGAUCUAGGGUUUUGAUGACAAGUGUCUCCGCCAUGAAACUACCGCGGCACAACUUCUCCGACGAUGUUCGUUCCAUUUCCCCAUGCAGAUCAGGUUCCUCCUCUACAUCAAUGAACGGAAGAGAAAACUCAGAGCCGAUCCCACAUGAUCUCAUUUACGAAAUCCUCUUGAGACUGCCAGCGAUAUCUAUAGCUAGAUUUCGUUGCGUAUCGAAGCUAUGGGCUUCCACACUUCGUAGUCAUGCUUUCACCGAGUUAUUCUUGACCAGAUCUUCAACUCGUCAGCAGUUUCUGUUCGCCUGCCAAAACGAUGAUGAAAUGUUCUUCUUCACGGCACCUCAAAAUCCGGACAAGAACUCGUCUCUUGUAGACCCCUAUUAUCAUAUGAAGAUCCCAUGUAUUGAUGAUACAUCUAAAAUUUGUGGUCACGUCCGAGGUUUGGUCUGUCUUACGCAUCUUCGGACCGUGAAGGGAAGGAAGCAUACAGUUCCAGAGAUAUGUAACCCUAGCACCGGACAAUCCAUAUUUUUACCCAAAGUGAAGACGAACAAGGUUAAUGUGAGAAGCUUUUUUGUGUAUGAUCCAAUAGGUAAGCAGUUCAAGGUAUUAUCCAUGACCUGGCCAUGUUAUGGAAAUGAUUGGUUAUGCAAGGAGUACCAAGUUCUGACUCUAGGGACAAAAAAACAAUCAUGGAGAAUGAUCCAAUGUAGCGUACCCCAUCAUCCUAUAUCUGGUGGGAUAUGCAUCAAUGGUUGUUUGUAUUAUCAUUCUAAGGUUGCUAGUAUAGAGCAAUAUACGAUAGUUUGCUUUGAUGUAACUUCUGAAAAGUUUACAUCUAUUAGAAAAGCUACUGGAAAUGUCCUGUGGAUUGAAUUAAACCUGGUAAACUACAAUGGUAAAUUAGCUACACUUACCUCAGAUGGGCAUUGGCAAGUUAGUGGAGAGAGUAGAUGCAUUGAGUUGUGGGUUCUAGUAGAUGCUGAGAAACAUGAAUGGUCGAAGCAUGUAUACCAAUUGCCCACUUUGUGGAAGGAUGUAGUUGCAAAUGACUUCUUAUUCUUCAUUGGAAUAUCAGGUACUGAUGAAAUUCUGAUUUUAGCGCACAGUUUAUCCGGCAUUAACUCUGUUUUAUACUAUGAUUUCGUGAGGGGAACUAUCAGAAAAGUUGAAAUCGAAGGAAUUGAUGCUUUUAGGCAUUGUAAUACCUUUAUACACCAUGUGGAGAACGUGAAGCUUUUUGCAAAUGUUUAAAGCUUUGUUUAUUACUUGAAUGGUAACAGCUAAUGGUCUCUUAGUUUGCAGUCCUUAUGUUUUUCCUUUUCUUUUCUUUGGAACACUUUUUCUUUUGACGAACACUCAGUCCUUGUGUUAUUCAAUAACUAUAUUCUGGUUUAAGUUAUGGUCUUCA